AUGGCCGGCACACUCGUUACCAGUGACGAGACAUCCUUCGACGUCUUGAUCAUUGGCGCCGGUAUAUCCGGAAUCAACGCCGCAUAUCGCUUACGACAGUCAUUUCCCCAGUAUCGAUAUGCGAUCUUGGAAGCACGCGACCGUAUUGGCGGCACCUGGGAUCUAUUCCGCUACCCAGGGAUCCGAUCCGACUCGGACCUCUACACCUUUGGCUUUUCAUGGUAUCCCUGGAAUCGAUCAAACCCCAUUGGCGAGGGAAAGGACAUCCUGGCAUAUCUCCAAGAUGCCAUGACAACACACAGUAUCAGUCCUCACGUUCUGUUUCAACAUCGAGUUCUCUCCGUCGAAUGGGAUCAACGCAGCUGGACGGUCAACAUUCAACACGAUGGCUCCCAGUUCCAAUACACUGCGAAAUUCCUCAUCUUUGGAACGGGUUACUACGACUAUAACGAGCCGCUGGCCGCAGAGAUUCCCGGAAUUGAGAAUUUCAAAGGAAACGUGAUUCAUCCUCAGUUCUGGCCCGAAGACUUUGACUACACGGACAAAAACAUUGUCGUCAUCGGCAGCGGCGCUACUGCCGUGACACUCGUCCCCAAACUCGCAGAGAAGGCUGAUAGCGUGACGAUGCUCCAGCGAAGUCCUUCCUACCUUGCAGUAGUCAUGAAUCGAUACAACGGAGGUUGGUUGAGCCGGAUACUACCAACCAUGAUCUACUACUACAUCAAUCGACUGAAAAAUCUCGUUUUUGAUCGGGUGCUCUUCGCUUUCUGUAAAACAUAUCCCAACGCAGCGAGGAAUAUGUUCCAAAAAGGGCUUCUGAAGCACCUUCCGCCUGGAUACCCAUUGAGUCCAAAUUUCAAGCCUCGCUACAACCCGUGGGAACAGCGACUUUGCGUAUCCCCGAAUGGCGACUUCUUCGCAGCUUUACGAUCUGGAAAGGCCCACGUUGAGACUGGGUAUAUUGAAACCGUGGACUCGGAUGGUAUCCAAUUGAAAUCAGGCAAGAAAUUGUCCGCCGACACCAUCGUCACUGCAACCGGACUCAAGAUACAAUUCGUGGGAGGCAUCCCCAUCAUCGUGAAUGGAGAAAAGAUAGAUCCUUCCGAGAAACAUAUGUGGAACGGCUUCAUGCUACAGGACAUGCCUAAUGCGGCUAUCAUGCUUGGAUACACCAACGCAUCUUGGACGCUAGGCGCUGAUGCGAGCAUGUCCUCCAUCUGCCGACUGCUUAAACUCAUGGAACGCAAGGGCUAUACAGUGGCUUGUCCCACUCUCAAAGACUCGUCAAAUUUGGAACCACGUCCAUUGCUGGAUCUCACCUCGAAUUAUAUCAAGCAUGCUCAAAGUGUGCCUAGAGCUGCGUCUUUGCGACCGUGGAUGGGCCGGACGAAUUACUUUUCUGAUUUGUGGUUUGCGACAUUUGGGAAUAUUACGAAUGGGUUGACUCUUAGUGCUUAG
Messenger RNA from Penicillium cataractarum, 1458 nucleotides. RefSeq names its product flavin-containing monooxygenase. The transcript has a single exon. NCBI's taxonomy places the organism in Eukaryota, Fungi, Ascomycota, Eurotiomycetes, Eurotiales, Aspergillaceae. The record is from RefSeq and is a predicted model, not a curated record. Bases 1 to 1458 code for a protein of 485 amino acids.